GGCUGCUUGAUCAUCGACAGAAGAGUGUACGAGCACCCAUUCGUUCGUUGUCUGUCUGCUCGAACCAAUACGCACACACAGCCAAAGCUCAUCCACGGCACACAACCUAUGAACAAAGUUACGGAAAAUAAAAGCAGCAGCGCACAGGCAUGCACACACCAUCGAUCGACUCACGGCUGUCGAUCGAUCAAUGAACACACGAAAAAUGCAUUGCAGUGUGGGCAAAUCACACACAGAGACAGAAACCACGGACACUCCUUUUUUGUCUCAUCCCCACACCAAGAGAGAGGAGUGGGAUCACACACAAGGCACAGCACAGCACAGCACCGAACAUAGGGCUACAUAUGAUGUACACGAUGUGUCUGUCUGCUCUGCUGUUCCCUCCCUCCCUCAUUCAUACGUUGGCCAGAUCACCGCCGUCUUGUGGGUUGCUCACAUUCCCCAGCACAGCUGCCGGAGGCCCAUGGGACACGACGGGGGCAGGCACAGACACCGGGGCGGCCGCACCUGCAUGACGCUGCCCCUUGACCCUCAGCCUCUCCACGCACUUGACGACGACAUCGAAAACUAAUAGUAGCAUCAUGGGGCCGGAAGUGACGGAUGAGGCUGCGAGCAUGAGAUAGGGGCCCACACCAACCUCACACGGCGCUGCGUGCAUGUCGCCCGUCAUGGCGUCAAAGCACCAGUCGACGUUGGUCAGGUGUUUCCAUACGAAGAAGGCAACAAAGGAAAAGCCAUAGCUUGCCGUGAACAAGACAGCGGCAAUGACAUUGAAGUGACGGCGUGGGAUGCCGCAGCAACCGGCUGUCGGCCCGGGAUCAUAGUAAUAACACUUCUUCGAGGCCAAGAGAAAGCACCCAAGGGAUACUGGGCCGAGGGCGGGACCGGCGGUCACCGCGACCAAGACAACAAAGCCCGCGAUGUAGUAACGUCGCCAUGCAGCGGCCGCCUUGUCUUCGUCCCUCUCGUGGCGCUUGUCAAUAAGGAAGCCGUACGCUGCCUCACACUCACAGGUGCUUCCCGAGUCGUCACUCGUGUAUGUGCACUUCGCGAAUCGCACUCGUGUGUCGACGGUGUCGCGUCCGCACCAGAGUUUGGCGUCGGCUCCAUCCACAAGCUUCAGCCGGACCGUGUAGGCCGUGAUGGUGUAUACCUGCUCCAUCUCCUCAUACAACUGCGGAGAGAGUGAGUGCGGGUGAGCGGCUCCAUCUCGGUGUACGUGGG
Molecule: messenger RNA, 1224 nt
Organism: Vitrella brassicaformis
Lineage: Eukaryota; Vitrellaceae
Source: the annotation of a GenBank genome assembly